CAGUAGAUUUGUUAUCCCUUUCGAUUCAUUAAUUAUUUAAUAUUUUGUGCGAUGUAAUGGACCACGUGUGUCGUGUUGUAUUGAUUUCCGGAGAGGCCGACAGAGAAAUGUAAACACGACGCCAGGCUGACGGACAGAGGUGAGCUAAUUUGGACCGCCAUUUUGAAUUUUGAGGAAGUGAAGCUACGGACAAGCGUUACCUCGUUUUUUAGUUCUUCCGUACAUUAUGUAAAAACUGCGAGGAGAUUAUUACUUCACAAUGGGAUAUCUCAGGUGUGUCAUCACCUGUGUGAUUCUCGCCCUGUUCUUUGUGUGGACGGGCUCAGGUAAGAGUGUUUUCCAAUGGAUGAGGCCUGAUAAUUUCGAUGAGAUUAUGGACAGAAUGACCACCGUUACGGAGGAGAACUGCCGCUCUAAGCCCAGGCAUGAGAUUGAGUUUCCUAGUGAGACCGUGGCACAGCGACCACGCUACAACAUGCUUCUAACAUCUGCUAUAUACUCCAAUAGAUCUCAGCUUUUACAUAUGCACAACAUGGCCUUGAACAGGGCCCAUUUCUACAGUUUUAUUUACCAGAGACUCAAUAGAUCGGUGGAUUUCAACUUCCAGCCCGGUCUCAUGUACCUGUACAUGUCUGCUACAGCGGACGUUACCGCUAGUCAGGGCUUCAUCAACGGCUCGGCUAUAUUUUAUGACAAUCAUUGUUAUUAUCCCAACUGGUAUAACAAGAUCUUGGACUUCAAUAAGACCACUCCGCUGUUUGGGCCGCGAGCUUGGAGGGAGGACGACUACGCCGAGACGACGAACUACCUCCGAGAGCCCACGAACCGGACGGUGGACAUCCAUGAUUACGGGACGGGAUGGAACAGUAAUUACUCCAGCCAGGCCUACAAGACGGCCCCCUGGUAUCCGCUUUGGCUCCCUGAUCUUACAGGGAACCAAGAUUCCCUCACUAAGUUCACAUACGCGGUGGGUAUAAAGUUUUCAAACGAGACGGGAAAGUUUAUAGACAACGAGUUCGUGGCCAUCCCUUACUUUGGUCCGCCCCAGCCAGGUAUCAACGACAAUGAGGAGAAUUCUCCAUCACUUCCGGUCAAGUGGACCAAACCUUACUUUGAUUGCGGACGGUCCAACAAGUGGAUUGUGACAGCCAGCGCACCUGUAGUGGAGUACAUGCCCAGAUACUCAGACUUCAUCCACUUAAGGAGACCCAGGACGGUGGCCGUGUCAGCCAUGGACAUCGAGUUUGAGCGGAUCGAUAUCAACCCCUGUCCAAUCAGUGAUGGUAACCCGGAGCCCAACUACUUCGCUGGGACAGCGCGCUGUAAGCCGUCUACCAUGUGCGAGGUAAUUCACGGCUUCGGAUUCCGCCGGGGCGGUUACCAGUGUGUUUGUAAGCCCGGUUAUUACUACCCCUGGUGGCACGAUGGACCCUUCCUUGGGCUCGAAAUCGAACAGGCGACAGGAGCGGAGUAUGACGUCGGGUUCGAAUGUUUGCAGGUUGAAGAACUGAUGGUUCCGCCCAAUGAGAUGCCGAGUUUUGUGGAGAGGAAGAGAAGAUCCGCCUCUCUACAGGACCGCUUCCUGGACCUGAUUUCUCCCUCCGACAGCAGCCCGCGGGUCGCGCCGACUGAGGCACUCUCAGACAGCGAGAGUACGAGACAGAAGCGCUCCACCUCAAGGAAAAUGAAGAAACUGGUCGCCAAACGAUCCGCAAUCAAAUCAAUUCGAGAAAGGAUGCAAGAGAGAAGGUUUAUACCGCGAUACCAGGGAGAAAAGCGGUUUAUGAGACACAAGAGGGACCUUUUUGACCAGGAACUGUAUGCAAGAAUGGAAAAGAUUUUGUACCGAAAACAGAAUACAAACAAAGGGAACUGUCGUACCAAGCCGGACUACGAGCUGUUCUUGCCGGGAGACGCCGGGUAUGGAGCGGAGAGGCAGUUCGAAGGCGAGGCUCGCACGGCUCUAAGGCUGUCCCACUUCUUGUGCGAUUUCCUCCAAAACAUCGAUGAAUACGAGGAGUUCGGAAGCGUCCGCGGUGACAAGCGAUUGAACGAAACUCACAUACUUGGAGAGGUUCUCGCCAAUGUUAUGAGCAACUUUAAGAUUCUGGGCAGUGGCGCCUUUUUUGAUCGCUACAAGUUCAGAAUGUCACCGCCCGAGAACAACACAGACCCACGGUUUGUACAUGGAAUCACUCGGGAGUUCUUUGGACCUUUCGCUUACACCCACACUGCGGCUGAUACGGACGGUACAGAGAAGUUCCGGGCGGUAGACUACGCAGGAUUCAAGGCACCUUAUACACAGCAGAGGUGGUUCAGAGACAUGAAAGCAAGAUGGCAGACGAACUUUGAAGGCCUGGAGCAGUAUACCGCCAAACCCAUGGUCCGUUCAGAUCCGAACGGAACCAGUCUGGUGAGGUGGGAGCACUACCCCCUGAGAUACUUUGCGCCCAAGUAUGAGCAUGGAGAGUGGCUGCGACCGACCUUUAAAUGUGAUGGAAUGGUGGACGAGUGGGUGGUGACAUAUGUUGCGCCGUUCUUUGGAAUGAAUCCAUUGAAGACUCGAUUAGAAUUCCACGGAGUGGUAACGGUUGAUGUCAAAUUAGAUUUUCUGGAACUCCGUCAAUGUCCCGGGGACUAUAGUGUGGCUAAUGCUUUCAAAAACACGGCGCGAUGUCACUUUAAAUCGCAAUACUGCCUACCCCUACCGCUACAGACCCCCACCCAGAGGUACCUGAGGGGUGCCUACAAGUGCGAGUGUCGCCAGGGAUACGAGUACCCGUUCAAUGACCUCAGCUGGUUCUUCGAUGGUCAGAUGAUGGAGGAGGAAUACAACAAGAUGUUACGCGGGGAACCCAACAGAUACGACACCCUGAAGUGCAGGAUAGCCGGAGCGUCGUCUGUCACCAUCAGCUGGCUCCUUCUCUCACUCUCUUUCUUUCUCUAUUUGUGGAAUCGUUCCUAAAUAAUAACUAAACCCAUUGUUCAAUUCUCUUCUCAGGUUUUAUUGUUCUACACGUGAGUACAAACGAAAUAACCGGAAAAACUGUAUACGGUCGUAAUUUUGGACCACUCUUUAAAUACUGAACGUAAUGAAUAUUUACCUGGAAAUUUAUGAACAUUAUUCGUGAAAUGUACAUAAAAAUCUACAUGUAUACUACUACUAUAUAUUUAAAACUAACACAAACUGUUGUUUACUCAAAGUUUAAGUAAGUUAACAAGGUCAAAGUUUUGUUUCUUAUUGAUAUUUACUGGUGAAUGUUUUAAAGUGCUCAACAGAAUUUUGAGAUGGAUAGCAUUUUAAAACCAUUUUUUAUAUAUUUUUAAAUGCGUGUUAAUAUAUUACAUAUCAUGUACAUAAAUUCUUGUGCCAUUAAUGCCAAACCAUUGUAAGGUUGUUUACUGUUUCUUUUACGACAGUUCAUAUGGUUUUGAGUGUGUGCGAGAAUAAAAUGAGAGAAAGAAAGAGAGGGAGGAGAGAAAAAGAGAGAGAGGGAGGAGAGAGAGAGAGAAAGUUUAUAUUAUACAGUAGGUCAUUGGUUAUGUACUUUUACGUAUUCAUUAUGUAAACUCGUUUAAUCAUACUGUUCAUACUUAUUGCUAUAUAAUAACAAGUCAGUGCUUCUUAUAAUAGUCCUUGGUAUAUAUUACAAGACAUUGUACUCUAUAAACAGGAUUGUAAAACUGAAAGUGCCAUGUUUCUUUUGCCUUUUCCAAAAUGUAAAGCUUAAUUGAUACAUUAUCCAGGAAGACUCAAUUAUUGAUAAAUUCUGAAUUAACCACUCAUAAACUUAUGCAGACCCUUUUCAUGUUCACGCUUUUUUUUGUAUAUCUGGCUAUGCAAUAGUAUUUAUUUUUUUAAUUUAUAUGAUUUUCUGAUGCAAAUACAACCAAUGUCCUAGUCUUUGUUGAUUCACAACUGAUUUAGAUUUACAUACAUGUAUAUACCAAGGAACAGGUAAGGUGCCUUUCCAAUGUGAUUUUUAGUAUGUGAAAAUGUACAUGUAUAUUCUGACAGAAUAUUUUUAUACCAAAAUGAAAUUAAAAUAAUAAAACAAAA
Messenger RNA from Magallana angulata, 4060 nucleotides. RefSeq lists its product as uncharacterized. The record is from RefSeq and is a predicted model, not a curated record. Bases 260 to 2965 code for a protein of 901 amino acids. NCBI's taxonomy places the organism in Eukaryota, Metazoa, Mollusca, Bivalvia, Ostreida, Ostreidae. The transcript is spliced from 8 exons.